This is a messenger RNA of Aegilops tauschii subsp. strangulata, 621 nucleotides long. NCBI's taxonomy places the organism in Eukaryota, Viridiplantae, Streptophyta, Magnoliopsida, Poales, Poaceae. The record is from RefSeq and is a predicted model, not a curated record.
AUGGCCCUCGCGGGUGCACCCGACUGGGCGCGGGUGCCGGCGCACCGGCGUGAAGCCGGCACAACAGGAGGGGCGGACCCGAGCGGCGGCCAACGAGGGGGCCGCGGCCGCGGCGAGGCCGGCCGCCAGUGGCUGGCGCGGGAGGGACGGGAGGAGCGCCGGGCGACACCGGAGUGGGGCGCGGGGAGCCGCGGCCGCCGGCAAGCGCGAGGGAAGGCGCGGAGCCGUGGGCGCGCGGGGCAGCGGUGGAGCAGCAGCAACGGUGGCGGGCUCGGCGGCAGGUCCAGGCGGAGUUGCCGCGGGGCUCGGGGGUGCGGGCGAGGUGCGGCAGACCAGAGCGGUGGGGAGGGGCAGCGCGUGCGGGCGGUAGCAGGGGAAGCGGACGGCAAGGCGGAGCAAGGCCACGCGGGCGGGGCGCCGCGAGCGCGGGCGCAGCAGAGCUGCGAUGCGCGGCGAGCAGUGGUGCAGGGCGCGGGGAGCUGUGCGCAAGGCCAGGGGCGGCUCAGUGAGCACGAGGAGGAGGGCCGCGGGCGCGGUCAGUGGUGGAGGCAGAAGGAGAGGCAGGCAGCGGCGCGUAUGCGGGCGGCUACGGUCGAAGGUAGAGGCCGCGGCGGAGUGUGA